Molecule: messenger RNA, 1851 nt
Organism: Juglans regia (Persian walnut)
Lineage: Eukaryota; Viridiplantae; Streptophyta; Magnoliopsida; Fagales; Juglandaceae
Exons: 1
Coding region: 1-1851 (616 amino acids)
Biological process (GO): proteolysis
Molecular function (GO): aspartic-type endopeptidase activity
Source: RefSeq, a predicted model, not a curated record
AUGGCUGAAGGAACUCGCAUCAAUCAGUUGCAGGAAAGUCUGAGUGGGCUGAAGAAGUCUACUGAGUCACAGCUGCAAACAUUGGAAACAGAGGUAUUAGCUUUGAAACGACAAUCAGAUGCUGUGGUGCACCAGUUAGCAGCAUUAACAGUUGAAAUACAGAAGAAAAAUGCAGAAAAUCCUAAUAGAGAGGAGUCCUCAUCGGGGAUGAAUCGCAACAGGCAGGAAGGAUUUGGAGAGGUGAAUGGGGAGAUAGUAGCCAGAUCUGUCAGAAUCAGUUUUCCUUCUUUUCAAGGAGAGGAUCCUCUGGGGUGGCUCUAUAAGGUAAACCAAUUUUUCUUAUUCUAUAAUACACCUCCUCACCACAAAGUACGGCUAGCUUCCUUUCACAUGGAAGGAAAAGCUAUGGUAUGGUUUCAGGAGAUUGAGAGUACUGGAACUUUCAUUGAUUGGGAGGGUUUUGUAAGGGUUUUUUUGGCUAGAUUUGGUCCAAACUCAUAUGAUGACCCUAUGGAGACCUUAACUAGACUAAGACAAACCGGUUCAGUGGAGGAGUAUAAGGUGGAGUUUGAGGCAAUUUCCAACAGACUACGUAGGCUGUCAGAUUCUCACAAACUUAGUUGUUUUCUAAGUGGCCUAAAGGAUGAAAUUAGGUUUCAAGUGAGAAUGUUCAAUCCUCCAGAUCUGUUAGCUGCUUUUAGUUUGGCUAAGUUACAAGAGGAGCAUUUGAAGUCUAGCAAAAAAGGGGUAAAAAACUUCCUUACUACCAACACAGAAUCUGGUAUCCAUAGAGGGCAGGGAAAUUACCAAGGAAUAGGUGGAGGUAAGGCAAUAGUUCCAGUGCAGAAAAUAAAUGCUGGACAAAUGAAAGAAAGAAGGGACAAGGGCCUAUGUUACUAUUGUGAUUCCAAGUGGAAUCCUGGCCACAAAUGCAAAAACCCCAAACUAUUUUUAAUAGAAGAAGUGGAGGAAGAGGAAGGGGGGAUGUUUGAAAGUAGGCCCCAAAUGGUAAUGGUGCAAGAAGGUGAGGAAGAAAUGGUGAGAGUGGAAGAGCCCUUAAAACCAGAGAUAUCCCUGCAUGCAUUGAUAGGGUCCAGUAACCCGCGAACCAUGAGGGUUAUGGGCAGAGUGAAUGGACAGGGAAUAGUGAUUCUAAUAGACUCGGGAAGUACCCACAAUUUCUUAGACAGUGGGGUGGCCAGAAGGGUGAAACUACCUAUAUGUGCAGACAAAAAGGUUAAAGUGAGAGUGGCCAAUGGUGACCAAGUGGUCAGUGAAGGGUUGGGCAAAAAUGUUAAAGUGUUGGUCCAGGGAAAUGCAUUCACUAUUGAUUUAUUUGUAAUGGAGCUAGUGGGGUGCCAUAUGGUGUUGGGUAUACAAUGGUUGCAAUCCUUGGGAACAAUAACUUGGAAUUUUAAGAAACUUACCAUGAGAUUUCUGGGGCAAGGGCAGGAAGUGAUGCUUCAAGGGCUGAUUUCCUCUCAGUUUAUUGAAGAAGGAUCCUAUAACAAAAUCAGCAAUUUAGAAAAAAAAGGGGUGAUACUGCAGAUGAUUAACCAGGAAGAUAAGGAGGAAGAACAGAACAUGUCACAAAAUAUGAGGGCAGUUCUGGAACAGUUUAGUGAUGUGUUCCAGGAACCCAAGGGUUUACCACCCAUUAGAACUCAUGAUCAUGCAAUCAACUUGCUGCCUGGUGCUAAACCUGUGUCUGUCAGACCAUACAGGUAUCCUUUUUUCCAAAAGGAUGAGAUUGAAAAGAUAGUCAAGGAGUUACUUGGGACAGGGGUCAUAAAGCCUAGUCACAGCUCUUAUUCUUCACCAGUCCUUUUGGUGAGAAAAGCUGAUGGCUGA